AUGUCGAAAACAUUUGACGUCGCCGUGAUUGGGGCUGGCCUGGCAGGCAUUGUUGCAGCCUGCAACUUGAGUCAAAAGGGCCACUCGGUGGUUCUUCUUGAGGCUCGUGACAGAGUAGGCGGACGAACCUAUAUGAAGACUGUGUUCGGCGAGUCGCUAGAGAUGGGCGGCGCUUUUGUGCAUUGGACGCAACCGGCCGUGUGGCAAGAGCUGCAACGGCAAGGUUUGGAUGUGCUGAUCCCACCAAAACUCAGCAAAAAGGUGCAUUGGCUAGCAGAUGGCGCAGUGCAUACAGCCCCCCGUGAUCAAUAUGAUGUAUUGAUCCAUCGCCUUUUGAUUCAGCUAUUUAGCGACGCCCGUCAGUGGUUUCCGGUACCGUUUGAUGUGAACGCUGUGGAGACCGGUGAAAUUGAGAAGAAGUCGCUGGAGGACCGCAUAAUCUCUUUAAAUUUGUCGGCAUUCGAACGAGACACAUUAAAAGGGGCACUAGCUGGCGUCUGUUCCUCCUAUCGUGAGCAGGGGAUCGCGCAACUUCUCCAUUCUGUGGCCGGGUUUUUUGGGGAUUACCGGGCCUUCUACGAGACUGCUGGGCAGUGGAGUAUUAAAGGCGGAACGAAGGUCCUUAUAGAUGGAAUCAUCUCAGAAUCGAGAGCCCAGUUAGUACUAUCAGCCCCAGUCGCCUCGCUCUGUGAUAAUGGCUCCAUGGUAUUGGUCACUACGCGGACAGGUCAGCGCAUCAACGCGCGCCGGGUGAUCGUUGCUACGCCACUUAACACUAUGGGCGACAUACAGAUUACCCCCAACCUGCCCCCGAACGUGAAAAAUAUGAUUACACAGAAGAAUCCGGUAAUGGCCAGCAAAUUAUGGGUCCGUGUAAAGGGUCCAAUUGAGGACCUCCACAUCUUCGCGCCAAGCGGGCAACAUCCCAUCAAUGUGGCUAAAACAAUACGCCGUCUUGGAAAUGGGGACAUGCUUGUUAUGUGUCUUUGCACAACUGCUGCCUCAAUUCGUGGGAAUGACUGUGUCGCAGUGCAAACAGCUCUGCGAAAGUUUAUUCCCACUGUGGAAGUGCUCGAUGUGACCUGCCAGAACUGGGCGACGGAUGAAUUCUCUAAGGGGGGGUGGGUGAAUCACCGACCAGGAAACCUGACUGGUGCGCUUCCACAGAUUCGAAAGCCACACGGGCGUAUUCACUUUGCCGGUAGCGAUGUUGCCGCUCUUUUUCCCGGAUCAAUUGAGGGCGCCAUGCAAAGUGCCUCCGUCACUGCUCGCGAUGUGAAUGCAGCACUAGACAGUAAAAAGACACCGACCGCGAAGGUUUGA
This is a messenger RNA of Penicillium cinerascens, 1323 nucleotides long. Its product is annotated as flavin monoamine oxidase family protein. The transcript has a single exon. The coding region runs from base 1 to 1323 and encodes 440 amino acids. NCBI's taxonomy places the organism in Eukaryota, Fungi, Ascomycota, Eurotiomycetes, Eurotiales, Aspergillaceae. The record is from RefSeq and is a predicted model, not a curated record. Gene Ontology annotation, molecular function: oxidoreductase activity.